AUGUUUUUGAUUUUCGCUGUGGGUUUUUUGGCGAUUGGGGCGAAGGCGCAGGGAAAUGUGACAGGAGAGCCGGUGCCUGUUGUGAUUUGGCAUGGAAUGGGUGAGUUUUUGGAAUUCGGCGGGAAAAUUAUGUCUUAUGUUAGGAGAUUUUCUCAAAUACCUUCACCGAAAUCACAGUAAUUAAUCUUCAUUGCCCCUCAAACAAUCCAAAUUUUCUAGGUGACUGUUGCUGUAACCCUUUAUCCAUGGGAUCAGUCAAAAAUCUCAUCGAAGAACAAGUUCCCAAUGUCUAUGUUCAUAGUCUUCAACUGGGUGGUUCAAUUGCAAAAGACAUUGAACACGGCUUCUUUUCAAAUACAAAUGAAUUAGUCUACAUGGCGUGUAUAAAAAUACAAAAAGAUCCGAAACUUGCACAAGGCUAUAAUGCUAUCGGUUUCUCACAAGGCGGGCAAUUUUUGAGAGCUGUUGCUGAAAGAUGUCCAAAUCCACCAAUGAAGAAUUUGGUAUCGAUUGGUGGACAACAUCAAGGUGUUUUUGGGGCGCCUUUUUGUAUUGGUGAUAAUAUUUUGUGUAAUGCAAUGAGGAAAAUGAUUGAUUUGGGAGCUUAUACUUCCUUUGUUCAAAAGAGGUGAGGGGUUCUGUAGUUACGAAUUUUUACGCCAAAAGUCCAUAUUUAAGUUUCAAACGCCUACAAUAAAAGUAGGGUUACUGUAGGCGCCAAAAAUUGACAAAUUUGAGAUUCUAGACUUGGAGAACUUAAACAUAAUUUCAGAGUUGUUCAAGCUCAAUAUUGGCACGAUCCAAAUGCGGAAGAAGAAUAUAAAAAACGAUCGAUUUUCCUAGCCGAUAUCAACAAUGAAAAUGUGAGUUGAGCUGUAAUUUUCAGCAGCCUGACUUUCAUUUUUGAAAAUUUCAGAACAACAAUCCACGGUACAAGAAAAAUCUUCUGAAGCUCAAAAAUUUGAUGCUAGUAAAGUUCAACCAAGAUCACAUGGUUGUUCCAAAAGAAUCCUCUUGGUUUGGAUUUUAUAAGCCGGGAGAUAUUGAUACAGUUCAGAAUAUGAAUGAAACUGAUUUGUAUCUUCAGGUAGGUAAAGUUUUUGUCAGCGCCUAUAAAACCUAGUUUCGAAUUAUUUUUUCUGGAAGUUGAAAUCUGACCAAUAACUAAUUUCAGGAUCGAAUUGGUCUCCGAAAACUUAAUGAAAGUGGUCGAUUGCAUUUUUUGGCUGUCGAUGGAGACCAUCUACAAAUUAAGCGACAGAUUUUGAUUGAUGAAGUUAUCAAAAAGUUUUUGAUGUGA
Messenger RNA from Caenorhabditis angaria, 1300 nucleotides. Lineage: Eukaryota; Metazoa; Nematoda; Chromadorea; Rhabditida; Rhabditidae. The record is from the annotation of a GenBank genome assembly.